Cyphellophora attinorum is the source of this 5709-nucleotide messenger RNA. RefSeq names its product putative endo-1,3(4)-beta-glucanase 2. NCBI's taxonomy places the organism in Eukaryota, Fungi, Ascomycota, Eurotiomycetes, Chaetothyriales, Cyphellophoraceae. The transcript has 2 exons. The coding region runs from base 1 to 5709 and encodes 1902 amino acids. Gene Ontology annotation, cellular component: cell surface. Gene Ontology annotation, molecular function: glucan endo-1,3-beta-D-glucosidase activity; endo-1,3(4)-beta-glucanase activity. The record is from RefSeq and is a predicted model, not a curated record.
AUGCCUCGUCAAGCACACGGCCGCCCAGUCGGUCAGACGGCGCCUGCACGACCACCGAAACGGAAACCAACCAAAGGCAGAGGCCUCAAUGCGCUCCAAAUCGCCGAAGAACAAAAUCCCGAUACGUACAAAAUCCGCCAGCACCGCUUGGGAGAGUCCUAUGAGGACGAUGACGAUGCGAACACAAGACAAGAUGCAGACGAGCGGUCGUCUAAGCGCCGGAAGAUCUCACAGCAGGAUGAGCGAGAAAGUGAUAGUGGGUCGGAUCCGGAAGGCGAGAGGUGGCAUGUAGGUGUAGAUGAGGAGGACGAGGAUAGUGACAUUGACAGUGAGGAUGCUUUUGGGGAGAGUGAUGAGGAUCGGUUUGCCGAUUUCUCGUUUCGAGGGAGUACACAAGGAAAGCAGACGAAAAGAAGACCGAAGCGGAAGGCGGCGGAGGACGGGGUGGAGGAAGAGGAAGAGGAAGAGUUUGAUGAUCCAGAUACCAUUGGCGAUAUUGCGGAUGAUUUUGGAGACGAAGGUAUUGAUCUGGCUGCUGCUUGGGAUCAGGACAGUGUCGAGGAAGCGGACCCGCAAGAUGUUCCAAGUACGAAACGGAAACGGAAGACUGUUGAUGGGCCUGUAUUUGGUGAGGAGGGCAGCAGUGAUGAACAGUCAGAGGAUGGCAGCGAAGAAGCUGACGAGAGCUCGGACGAGGGCUCUGAUGAUGACAGCGACGAGUCAGAUGCUGCCACCGAUCCGUCUGACCUCUUCGCCUCCGAUGUCGAGGACGGCGACCACGCCCGCCUGCAGAAUUUCGUCGAGAACCUCUCUCGCAAGACCAACACGCAGAAGGGCAAGGAUGAGGCGCCACACCAGACUGCUAAGAUCUCCGCCGCUGACCUGCUACAAUACGUCAAAGAUCCUCAACAGCGCCAGUCACUCAAGGUCCUACAGAACAGCGAGAUCAAGGGUCCCGAGGUCUACAAAGGCGGAGUACCUGGUCGCCUAGCGCCACCACUAGCAAAGAGACAGCAAGACAAGUUGGACCGUGUUGCUGCGUACGGAGAGAGCAAAAAGGAACUCGACAAGUGGGUUGACACCGUCAAACAGAAUCGUCGAGCCGAGCACAUUUCAUUUCCUCUUGUCGAUCCCUCCGAAGCCGGAUCUCGCAACGAUCGAUUCAUGCCAGUCGGUAGCUCGAAGCCAAUGAGUGGGUUGGAGUCUAAGAUCAGGGACAUCAUGGAGGAGAGUGGAAUCGAUCCGGGUGUUUCGGCGGAUAAGGAGGAGCAAGAGUACGAGGAGCUCGCUGAGCAGAAGCUGUCGCCGGAAGAGGUACAGGCUCGACGGGCGAGACUGCGGAUGGCGAGAGAUCUGAUGUUCAGGGAGGAGAUACGUGCAAAGAGGAUCAAGAAGAUCAAGAGCAAGGCGUACCGUCGCGUUCAUCGUAAGGAGCGUGAUAGGGCAGCUUUAGAGAAGAGAGCGCAGCUUGCAGUCAAUGGUCUGCUAAAUUCUGAUGAUGAGAAAGAAAAGAACGAUAGGCAGCGUGCUGAAGAGCGCAUGGGUGCUAGACAUCGUGAGAGCAAAUGGGCCCGAGCUGCUAAAGCUGCUGGAAAGACUGUCUGGGACAACGAUGCACGCGUUGGUAUCGCUGACAUGUCUCAUCGGGACAAUGAGCUGCGGAAGCGAAUCGAAGGGAAGGCAGGCGAUGAUUCUGAUGACUCAGACUCGGCGUCAGAUGCGUACAGCUCUGAUGAGGCAGAUGAGGAUAUCCAGAAUCGACUUGUGGACGCUCAAGCGGCCGAGCCUGAGGUCGGAAGCUCAAAGUUGGCCAACAUGGCAUUCAUGAAGAAAGCGGAGGCUGGGCGAAAGGCUGCAAAUGACGCGCAGCUGCAAGCUAUCCGAAGAGAAUUGGGUGACGGCGACGAAGGUAUUGCAAACGAUUCUGAUGAUGAUGCAGAGAUUGACGGCGGUCGACAAAGAUUCGGAGCAUCUGCUAGCUCUGCCAGUACAAGCAAGCGUCCGGCGCCGAGCAAGAGGGCUCACCUCGCAGAAUUCGAGGAAUUGAUGUCCGACGACGAAGAUCAGCUAGAUGGCUUCACAAAUGAUGAGACAACUACCGCAGACCUGCGAAAGACUGCCACGAAUGCGGCAUCAGCCGCGAGCACAUCUAAUCAGAGCAGUUCUGGACGUAUGUUGUCCAAGUCUGAAGUGCAGGAGAGCAAAAAGCAACGGAACACUUCAACUCAGCAUAUGACUACCUCACUGUCCACGGCACAGCGAAAUAAUGGCUAUUUGGACGAUGCUUCUGAUGAUGACGGUCCGGACAUCUUUGGAGACGACGCAAACGACGAAGACGAUGUCCGAGACACCGUGUUCGCCGGCCCAAGCGACGUCGCACAAGACUUCGCAAAGGAGAAGCAGCAGCUCAUCGUCGAAGAAGGUGACCAGACCAUCGACAACAGUCUGCCUGGCUGGGGCAGCUGGGGCGGGGUGGGCAUCGGCAAGAAAGCUCAACAGAAAAACAAAGAACGCUUCGUCACAAAAAUCAAAGGUGUCGCUCCCGAAGCUCGAAAGGAUGCUAAGCUCGAGAAGGUCAUAAUCAACGAGAAGCGCAUCAAGAAGAAUGGCAGGUACAUGGCUACUGAGCUGCCGCAUCCGUACGAGUCGAGGUCGCAGUAUGAGAGAGCGAUGCGGCUGCCAUUGGGGCCAGAGUGGACGACUAAGAGCACGUUCCAAGACGCUACUAAGCCUAGGGUGCUGGUUAAGCAGGGUGUGAUUAAGCCGAUGGCUAAGCCGAUGGCACUUCUCGCUGGCGCAGUUCCGUUACUACAACUUCGUCAGUGGCUUGACUAUCUUGCCCCUACACCUUGCGAAGCCGACAAUAGUACCAAUAAGACAGGUUCAGAACUAACAGCGGCACCUGGCCAAUUUGCAGAUGUCUCCGCCCAAGGAACAACCACAGACUCAUUAUAUACUUCGGCAGUCACUAUCGUUGAUCCGUCCCUGAGUCUACACACCAUCGUCUCGACCGAUCUGUCCGACACUCAGACACCGACGACAACCAAUGCGACAGGCAGUGUACCUGAUACGAGUGGUUCGAUCAACACCUCGUUGCAGACAGAGGGCCACCCGCCAAUCCCGCCCGUUACCAAUGUUUCGACGGUAGCAAGCCCAACUCUGCAACCGACCAACACCGAUGGCCAAGUUGUCGUAACGACGAUUCCUGAGUAUCAGACGCAGACAGUCACGCUUCCGCUGACCACGUAUGAGACUGUCAUCACUACUCAGACGGUCGUCACUGUCCCUGUGGAGACCACCGCUGUCAUCACGCAGGUGACUGUUGUUGAGUCGACGUACGAGUCAAAUGGGACGAUCUUGACGACCUCAACUGUGGGUACAACGGCGAUAACGACGACUGGCUCGGUACUAGUCGAGACUACCUUGUCCGCUCUGGUCACGAACACGUCAACUAUCACGACUCAAAUCGUCACCGUUGAUCCGACGUCCCUUAAUCUUCCAUCAGCAAGCUCAGCCUUUAGGUGUGGCGCUCCAAUGGCUUGCGCCACAUCUGGACAGGAUAUGUUUGCACCGAUCAAUAUUGGUGAGCCACCUGCGAAUAUCGGUCGGCGGGCUGGACAUCCUGUUCCACGACUUGGCAUUGUUGGCAUGACUGGCCCCAUCCAGACCAACAAGUUCUAUGCGAAUCUCUUCCUAGGCAGUCAAGGCUUCCCAGCGUUCAUGACACCCUAUACUCUGACAUGGAGCAAAGGGACUGGCAAUGCGAUGAGCUAUGGCAUGGCCAUCUCGCACAUCGAGGCCCAGCAACGAGCAUAUGGCCCUCAGAAUGCACAGAUUCCCGGCCAGCCUGUCUCCUUCUACAUCAAUCCGCUCGGCAUACAGUCGCUUAUCAUCUCCGCAAAAGAGCUCAAACAACAGACCGUACUCAAGUCAAGUGACCUCCAAUUCAUGACUGGUAGAGCACACCUGCUGCCAUUUGAAGGGUCAAGUAACGAGAUUGUGUUUCCUAUGGCACAAGGCUCAGCUUUCGUCACAGCCAUCUUCACCAACCUGAAACCAUGGAUUCAAAGCAGUGUCUUUUUCCGCAGCGUUGCGGCUAGGCCAUCACCCAAGCAAGGCGUCUACAAGUAUCUUCUGACGCUCGAAGACGGCAAAGUCUGGGUGCUCUAUGCUAUCUCCGACUCGGGCAUUGAUCCAAACUUCCAAUUGAUCUCGAGCACUCUUAUGCAGGGUGUUGACAACUGGUCCGGCAUGAUACAAGUGGCGAAAGUGCCCGACCAGAAGUUCGAGGCUCUAUACGACAACUCGACAGGAGCAUAUCCUGCGGCUGGGCAUAUCAGCGGCUUUGCUAAGAAUAGGGUCGGCACAUACACGCUGUCGUGGGACAAGAGUGGUCCUUUCGCUGCGAGCGCACCAUGUCUCAUGUUUGCUUUGCCUCAUCACAUCCAGUCGUUCGUUGCUGCGAGUAGGAAGGCAGUCACAGCACUACAACUCAACACAGUCACGAAAGGCACUGCUACAGCCGUCUCUGCAGACUAUUGGUCGAUGCAGGAGGUCCUGCCAGAGACCAUGGGCUUCGCUCCGUGGCGGCCAGCUCCGGCGACGUUCAAGAAGCUUUCUGCAAGUGCGAUUGCUAAGAUCCAGCCGAUUGCUGCUCUGGAAGCUUCGCAGGAUGUAAUGCAGCAGACCAAUCUGGACAGCAUGUACUGGAGUGGAAAAGCAAUGAGCAAGUUCGCCACUCUCUGCUACACUAUGCAUGAUUUGACUGGCCAACAAGACCUCGCAAAUGCUCUUCUCGUCAAACUCAAGGCCGCAUUCAACGUAUGGGUCCAAAAUAGACAGCCAUAUCCCCUGUUCUACGAUCUUGACUGGAAAGGAAUAGUGUCAUCAGGAAGCUACGUGACAGGCGAUCCUAAUGUUGAUUAUGGGAAUUCGUACUAUAACGACCACCACUUCCAUCAGGGCUACUUCAUCCACGCUGCCGCUGUCAUCGGGUAUCUCGAUCCUUCAUGGAUACCUGCAAACAAAGACUGGGUCAAUGCGUUGGUUCGGGACACCUCAAAUCCCAGCUCCCAAGACCAGUACUUCCCAGUCUUCCGAUCAUUCAGCAUGUACGAUGGCCAUUCCUGGGCUAAAGGCUUGUUUGAGUCUGGUGACGGCAAGGACGAAGAGUCGACCUCCGAGGACGCGAUGUACGCAUAUGCAGUCAAGAUGUGGGGCAAGACCGUCGGUGACAAGUCUAUGGAGUCUCGCGGCAACUUGAUGCUGGCCAUCCUGUCGCGUGCUCUGCGUAACUACUUCCUCAUGGACUCAUCCAAUGCCAAUCAGCCCGCCAAUUUCAUCGCCAACAAGGUAACCGGCAUCCUGUUCGAGAACAAGGCUGAUCAUGUCACCUACUUUGGCACGAACCCAGAGUACGUCCAGGGUAUCCAAAUGAUCCCGCAGAUGCCAUUCUCGCCAUACACUCGCUCAACGAAAUUCGUCAAGGAAGAAUGGGACGCGUACUUUAGUGAUAGCUCGUUCAACCCGGCGAAGAAUGUUAGUGGCGGUUGGAGGGGACUGCUGAUGUCGAAUCUGGCGAUCAUCAAUCCGAUCGACUCGUACAAGUUCUUUACGCAAGCGACGUUUGAUGGUGGAUGGAUCGAUAGUGGGGCGAGUCGGGCGUGGUAUAUUGCUUAUGCUGCUGGGAUGAGUGGUGGAGCGGUCUAA